This is a messenger RNA of Coffea eugenioides, 501 nucleotides long. RefSeq names its product probable receptor-like protein kinase At5g24010. The record is from RefSeq and is a predicted model, not a curated record. Gene Ontology annotation, biological process: protein autophosphorylation. Gene Ontology annotation, cellular component: plasmodesma; plasma membrane. The coding region runs from base 1 to 501 and encodes 166 amino acids. Gene Ontology annotation, molecular function: transmembrane receptor protein tyrosine kinase activity; ATP binding. NCBI's taxonomy places the organism in Eukaryota, Viridiplantae, Streptophyta, Magnoliopsida, Gentianales, Rubiaceae. The transcript is spliced from 2 exons.
AUGGAGGUGUGUUCGGCGCAAGGGAUCAUUCAUCGUGACAUCAAAUCAACAAACAUUUUGCUUGAUGAGAGUUAUGUUGCUAAGGUUGCAGAUUUUGGACUGUCAAGGUCUGGCCCAUGUCUGAAUGAGACCCAUGUAAGCACGGGUGUAAAAGGAAGUUUUGGCUACCUUGAUCCAGAGUAUUUUCGCAGGCAGCAGCUUACAAACAAGUCAGAUGUUUACUCAUUCGGGGUCGUGCUAUUUGAGGUUCUCUGUGCUAGGCCUGCCGUGGAUCCAUUGUUAUCCCUGGAGCAAGUAAAUUUAGGUGAAUGGGCACUGGAAUGGCAGAAGAAGGGGCUGCUUGAGCAGAUUAUAGAUCCGCAUCUCAAAGGUCAAAUAAGACCAACCUCUUUGAAAAAAUUGGGGGAGACAGCGGAGAAAUGCUUGGUAGACUACGGGGUAGAUAGGCCUACCAUGGGGGAUGUGUUGAGGAAUUUGUCCCUUGGGGUAACACCCAAAUAA